Molecule: messenger RNA, 1401 nt
Organism: Cutaneotrichosporon cavernicola
Lineage: Eukaryota; Fungi; Basidiomycota; Tremellomycetes; Trichosporonales; Trichosporonaceae
Exons: 6
Coding region: 1-1401 (466 amino acids)
Source: RefSeq, a predicted model, not a curated record
AUGUCACGCGGUCUGGAGACGCCUCCCGUCCUAGCGUCCAUCGGCACUGUCCUCAUUGACAUCUUUGAGCCACAAUCUGCCGCCUCGUUGGGAACGUCCUCGGCUGUCUCCAGCUGGGCGGCGUCCUCGUCAGGCCGGACGGACUCGGCCCCGCUGGGAUGCUCCUCGACUGGCGAGUUGCAUCCGAGCAUGCCUUGUCCCACUUCCUCCCUCCCCUUGCCUCUUCUGGCAUCGCCGUCGGCGUUGGUGUCGUUCUCGGAUUUGCAUCCGAAGGUGCCUUCCUCAACUCCCUUAAUCUCCUCGUCUCUUCCAACGUCAGCGUCGUUCUCUUCCUCGCCUUCUGAGAUCUCGCCCUCCCCACGAAAAGCACCACAAAUUGAGGCGGUGGGUGAAAUCCCGCUCGGAGGAAGGAUGGUAAUCGGGGGAGGCGCGAUGUACGCCAUCGUCGGGGCGAGAGUGUGGCUUCCCCCAAUUGCUCUGCGCACGAUUAUCGACCGAUCUCCGGGGAGGAGAAGAGUGGAAGGAGAAGCGCAAGGCGGCGUGACGGCAGCUCCUCCAGGAUCGCUACCGGCGAGGGAAAAUCCCGACGAGUUCGACGAUCUCCCUCGUGAACUGGAGGAGGAACUGCUUUCGUACGGUCCCAACAUGUGGGUAUUUAAUCGGGUACCCGGGGGACGAGUUCCGCGCGCGAGGAUCGGGUACAACGGGGCUGUUAGAAGCUACGCACACAUAAUCAAACCCGUACCCCGUACCGCCCUCGACCUCGCCCACGGCCCCCUCUUCGGCGCAGAAUAUCUUCACGUCUCACCACCCUUCUCCUCCUCUGACCUCCUCAACUUGCUAUCUGACCUACCCUCCUCCUGGAACCCGAAGGUAGUCUUCGAACCAGCGCCGAGCAGCUGUCACCCUGCCGGACGGAGGGCGUUUGAAGCCGCCGCACAACGCGUCCACGCCCUCUCGCCGAACCACGAAGAACUGCUAUCUCUCUACGACAGACCGGUACUGGAGGAAGAGGGGGAGAUUAGGAAGGUCGUCGAGGAGAUUGUGGCGUAUCUCCUCGGACUUGGGGUGCCUGUCGUGGCUGUUCGAUGUGGAGCCUCGGGGGCGUGUAUUGGCACAGUUGAAGGAUUGCGGUGGGUACCCUCGUUCUUUGAGGGUGAGCAGCACCGCGUUCGGGACGUCACGGGAGCGGGAAACGCAUUUAUCGGGGGGUACAUCGCCGGACUCCGCCUUACCGGCGACCCGUAUACAGCUGCGCUGUACGGGAUGGUUUCCGCAUCCUUCGUUAUCGAACAGCUCGGACCACCGUCUUUGAGUGUGUCAACAGAUGGGGAGCUAUGGAAUGGCGAUUCCGCACAGCACCGCCUCGCAGCGCUGUCUGAGCGGGUGCCAUGGGCGUAA